Molecule: messenger RNA, 15469 nt
Organism: Aedes albopictus (Asian tiger mosquito)
Lineage: Eukaryota; Metazoa; Arthropoda; Insecta; Diptera; Culicidae
Gene: chico
Product: insulin receptor substrate 1-B
Exons: 13
Coding region: 3025-9669 (2214 amino acids)
Biological process (GO): insulin receptor signaling pathway
Cellular component (GO): plasma membrane; cytosol
Molecular function (GO): phosphatidylinositol 3-kinase binding; insulin receptor binding
Source: RefSeq, a predicted model, not a curated record
UAGUGAGAGAGUGAACGAGGCAGGCAAGCAGGCAUUUACGGCGUUUGUUUUGAUUGUAAAAAAGUGAUCCAGUGUUCGGCAUUUUUACGCGAAUAUUUACGUUUAUGACCCGGUUGUUGGUCGGUCGGUCGGUCGGUCCGCACUCUCCCGCUCUCGUGACAUUCACGCUCUUGCUCUCUGUUUUGAACCCGUGUUCGUCGGGUUCGGCUGUGUUCGCGAUUUUCUCGUGCAGUGAUCGGGUCGCGAUUCGCGACCACGAAUCCACGCUCGGACCGUCGCCGGAUCGGCGGGUACCUUGUGCACAACAAGCUCCAUCCGCGUUCGUUAGUUAGUUACCGUCUCUCGUCGAAGUCGAAGUGAGCGUUCGCUGUGUUCCGUGUGGUGUGACGACGACGGCGUGUCGAUUUUCGUCCGUUUCCCCCGCCCCGCCCGUGUACACAUAUACACACGUUUUCCGGAUUUUCUGCUGUUGUUAUUGCUACAUCAUCAUUACUGUUAUUAUUGCUGGUGCCUCGCGCGGUUGCUGUUGUUAUUAUUGUUUUGGUUGUUUUUUUCGCGCUUUCGCCUGUUGUUUCUUCGGGCUGGCUUCUGCUUACUUGCCGACUGGUGCAGUGAGGAAGAGGCAAGAAGCGCAGCCUGCUCCUGCUGCAAGCAAGGUGGUUCGAUUCACCGGCAGUAGCGUGCCUUGUUGGCUGGCUGUGUGUGAUCGUGAUCGCCGUGAUCAAGUGCGGGCGCGCGCGAUCUAGUUCGAUAGAGUAGAAGCGCAAGAGUGUGAAUUAUUGGCCCCGAAAAUAGAAGAAAAAAAUUGGCAAAACAGCCGCUUCGGUAGUGGUGGAGCAGUUCGAUUCGAUGUGAUAGCGCAGCGACUGCCGAAUUCCUUCAGCCGACGAAAAACGCACACGCACGCUCGCUCGCCGGUGUGUGGUGUGCAGAAGAGCGCACGGUUUGUGUGGGUAGCGCAGCGCGGUGUGUGGAUUUUAGGCAAUUGUGCGAGACGCGUUUUUUUUUGUGCGCGAAUUAUCGCGACCAAGUAAUACGCCCGCCCGUCGAUCCGGUGGGUAGUGGUGGCGGCUUGAAUCGAAAUAUGCCACGACGGGCGUAUUGUGGUAGUGCCACGAAGUAUGUGCGUGAUAAGUGAGAACGGAAUUUUCGGAACAACCGAAGAAGAACAACAUGAAUAGGCUGCUGCAAAGGAAGGAGCAAGAAGCAGCAGUUUUUUGAAUAGAUAGAGGAAGCGUUGGUGAGGGGCGUUGCGAUCAAAUCGCGAAGAAAACCGUGAGGAAGGAUUUUCAAUAGUCCGACGGCGACGGACCCGAGCGAGAGCAGAUUGUGUGCGAUUGUGGCUACAGAAACAAAAAAUAAAAACACAAACAACGGCCGCGCCACAGUCACUAGUGCCAGUCUGUGUGUGUAUGUUGUGUUGUCCAAUAAAUUUAAUUAAAGUAAACACAUCACGAGCAGCAACACCAGCAGUAGCAGGGUCUGAGACUUAGCAUCUAGCAGCUGCUCGCCACACAGGAGCAAGUAGGAAGUGCGCAGCAAGCAGCCAAACCAAAACUCCGAAAAAAAAAGUGAUCCAAGAAGUAAAAAUUCCAAUCCGGAGGAGCAGAAGUGCUGUUGUUUUGCGCAGAAAGGAAAAAAAAGUGAAAGGAAGCAACAGUAAGGCAACGACGGAAUGCAACCGGCAGCAACAGCCGCAACAACAACAACAACAACAACGGCACAGGAGAAAAGUUGAAAACAAUCGUUUCAGUUUCAAGUUUCCUUCCAAGGGGCUCCUAGAGAUCGCUCGUUCGUGUAAGAAGCUGGUUAUAGAGCGCAGCUUGUUGCAUCCGACGACAGGGCUGUAUGUGCGCAGUCAGUGUAUGUGUGUUUCGGUGGGAAAAUUUCUUUCGAGGAGGAGAGUUUUUCAGCAAUUCGUGAGAGUGUUGAAAAACGCACUUGUUUCUUUCUGCCACUGACUGACUGACUGGCUGAGGAACUGAGGUUUGAAGAGUAGGGCCCCCAGAAAGCAGUCGAAAAAAAAAAUAAAAACAACCUAAAGACACCGAUCCUCGGUGCCGCAUUCCGGCGGCAGUAAUUGUGCGUCUUUAAUGUUGCGGGCGCUUCUUUAGUAGUGCUUUACCGCAGGUGGUGAUUUCUUUUAGUGAAUCGUUCCAACAACCACAAUAAAAAAAAGAAAAAAAAAACGAGAAAAAAGUGCGUCGUAGUGCGUUGCGUUCAAAGUAGUAGCCUGCCGUUGCUGUAUUGCGUAAGCGUAAGCGAAGAAAAACUGCCGGGCCCGGCCGAAAGUGAAAUCCAAUUUUAUUGCCCCCAGGAAGAGGCAAUCGAGAGAAUCAAAAAGAAGAAGAAAACAAGUUCAACGAAGCAAACCAAACCAAGGACCGAGUGUCCCUGUCCUGUCCAUUGCAUUGCAUUGCCGCCCGAAUAGUUGUGGAGCCGCCCGAAAUAUUGGCCUCCUUCGAAACGCGGUGGUGGUGCUGGGUGUGUGCGUGCGUACGUGUGAGUGUUUAGGUUUGUAACCGAUAGUGAACGGCUAAAGGCUCAGAAGUGUAGAAAGCCGCCGCUGCCCCCCGAAAGUGAGUGCGGUUACGUGUUCCAUGUUAAUAAAUUGGAAAUUGAUUAGUGGUGGCAGAAGCCGCCGCCAUCCAGUAGCAGCAAACCUAUUCAGGUGGCAAUACUAAAGUGAUCCUAAUCGUUGCACCGAGCCGCCGAGUUGUAAAACUGAAGGCUUGUGAGAGGAGUGUAGUGCAUGGUUCAACCAACAACGGCAACGAUUACGACAAAUCCAAAGAUAGCUGAGCAGUAAAAUUCUACAGCGCCGUCCAGGGACCUGGUGCUGAGCGUGUCUGUGUGUGUGCUGUUAUUGAACUUCGAAGGAGCGCAGGGUCUCGUCCGUGAGGCUGGACUUUUUUGAUCACUUCAUUUUGGAAUUACACCAUCAAAACGUCUCCGGAAAAACCGCCGCUUCGGUCACCUUCAACCAGUUCUCAUGGGCCACCGUGGCGGAAAAUUGCCGCCGCGAUGUCCACACUUACCAGUAACGCAAACAACAACAAUAACAACAACCUUAUUGCCAACAACGCAUCCUCAGCUCAGCUCAGCAACGUCAACAACAACAACAGCCCGAACACCAUCAACAACAACAACACCAACAGCCCGGCAGGUGCACCGACAGCGACACAAAACUCCCAUCACCACAGCCACCACCACCAGUACCAGAGCGCCCUGGCAUCCGGAGUCAGCCGACUCUUCGCUCGCAGUAUGUCCUCUGCUUCGGCCAACGGUGGCGCAGGUGGCGUCGGUGCCGCCGGGUCCACUUCGGGUGGCCCGUCGGCUGUAGCAGCUGGCGGUACGGGCGGCGGUUUGGGUGCGGCCGCCACUCCGGCCAUUGCAAUUCCCGCCGAGCUGAACGUGAUGCUCCACGGGUACCACAAGAAGCUGAAAACGAACAAGAAGAAGUACUUUGUAGUGUAUGGGGACACGCCGGACAAGAGCGCCCGGCUGGAGUACUUUGACAGUGAGAAGAAGUUCAAGCAGUCUUGGCUGAAGAGCACCUCGGUGCAGGCCAAGCGAAGCAUAGUGUUGCGCAGCUGUUUCAACAUCAACAAGCGGCACGAUAUCAAGAAGCACGUGAUCGCGCUGUACACGAAGGACGAUUGUUUUUGCAUAGUGUUCGACAGCGAGGAGGAGCUGAACCGGUGGCUGCGGACGCUGCUGUCGUUGCAGCGCGGAGAGGAAUCGGAGGGCGAGCCGCCAAGACCUACAUUCGAGCACGUUUGGGAUGUGUUUGUCGAACGCAAAGGACUGGGCGAUAGCUGCGGAAUCCUCGGCACCUACCGGCUGUGCAUCACGGACAAAACGCUUUCGCUGGUGCGGAUAGGACCGCCGACGACCAACUCCGGCGAUGCCCGGGUCGAGGUGGUCGAGUUUUCACUGGCGUCGAUUAGGAGAUGCGGUGCCUCCCAGCGCUACUUCUACCUGGAGGUGGGCCGGAGUUCGAAAAUCGGCCCCGGCGAGAUAUGGAUGGAAGCACCGGACGCUAUCAUUGCCCACAACAUGCACACCACCAUUAUGAAACCUACCAAAAACAGAGAGGUGGACGGUCUCGGUCCAAUCCCUCGGAAUCGUUCCUCGUCGGCCAACGCGGCCUCCAAGCCGACGGCGAUGCUGGGCCGCCGUCAGACCUACACCGGCCAGAAGCCGGUCAACUGUUCGCCCUCUGGUGAAGAUCAAAGAUCCCCACAUGCAUCCCAUGCACAGAGUUCCGAGUCCUCCUCGUCGGCCACUAGCACUAAUACAGUAGUCAUGGUCCCACAAAACCCCGCCAAUUCCAGUCAAAAUUUGAAAUCGACUCAAAAUCACCACCCGAAUUCGGACAAGCCAUGCACGUCUAUUAGCUCUGUCCCUGCCGCCGUCGCCGUCGGCAGUAGUGGUGUUGUGGCGGGUUUCCCGGCUGCCGGUAGUAGCCAGCCGUCGUCCAAUAGCUGUGGUCACCCGGCGGGCGUCCUCACCGGUUCCCAUCCCCAUCCUCACCAUCCAUCCCCGACCCCAUCCUACAGUCGCAGUGCCAUCAAGAAACCCAAGCUGGCACCUCCCCCGGAAGAGGAAGGCAGUGCCUCGUCCUUCCGGUCCUACACCUCCAUCGCCCGGGAACCGACGGCGCCCGGUGGGACCUCUAGCACUGCAACGCCACCAUUGAUGAUGAUGAUGAUGCAACAUCACACUGGGCCUUCCCCUGCUGGUGGUGCCAACAACGUCACCAGCAGCACCGCCACCAGUGUAGUAGUGGGUACUAACGGCAGCAGCGGCGCGAUCGCGACCACCAUCUCCACCACCUCGCUGGCAUCCACCAGCGAGUCUCCGUCGCCGAGUGACCAUGUUACAUCCGCAGUGAUAUUCCAUCAGAGAGCUUUAUCAUUACCAAGCGCCACCCCCAUGCUAAGCCAUUCCCCCCAUAAUAGCACAGCCGCCCACAUGGCAAAGCAAAAGUCCUCCCAGAGCAUUCUAGGCAGUAGUAGCAAUGUUAGUAGCAAUCCUAGUUUUAACGGUCCCCCGUCCGGCGCAGGAGGAGGUUUCUUCGGCAAGAAUGCCACCGGCGGAAUUGUGGUCGAUCGUUCGAUUCAACCGGUCCACCACCGGACCCGGUCUCUACCGUUAACGGAGGAAAGUGCAAUACGUGUGUCACACAAUGGAACCCUUCUGCCACCCGGUCCCGGACCACAAGCACAGCAUAAUCAGCUAUCGAGCAUCGGUAAUCGCAAGCAUCAGCAAUCAUCCAGUUUAUCGAUUGCUUCGCUCAAAUGCACCUGUCCAUCCAGUGGAGCGGUACCGAUCAUUGUCGUCGGCAACAGCAUCAGCAGAACAAGUCAUUAUAAUGUAUGUCCCCUGCACGGCAGCCACACUGGCCAUGCCUCAUCGCCGUCAUCCGCCGCCGCUGGGUCCACUCAACAGGACUAUGAAAAUAUGAAUAAAUCAUGCUCGUACCUGCCGUCAAUGUCUCCUCCGGAUCAGCAGCAGCAUUAUUACAACAAUCACUCGUUCGAGGGCACCGCUGCUGAUAGCAAUCAUUCCGCAAUCGCGACAACCUUAUCCCGCAGCUCGAUGGAGAGCAUAAUCGAAGAUCAAAAGUACCUCCCGAUGGACAUGAAAAAGCCAAACAACCCAUCAACAGCUGCCGGUGCCGGUUCCCAAGAGGACAAGGAACCGGCCCCUAAUCUCCAGUUCAUCAGUCGGCUACUGCGGAGUUCGCAAAUACAAACGGCCAACAACAGCAAACUGGCCGCGCUGAAAGUGGCCACUGCCUCCGGAGGCAACGGUGGCACCAGCAGUAGUAGUAGUGGUAGUACUAGCACUAGUAGCAAUUUGCACGGUAGCACUGCGGGAACCGGAAACGGUACCGCCAUCCACGUGUACUGUAGUAGCACUGCUGCCAGUGGAGGAGGCUCACUGCCGAAAGGGGCCGCUUCGCCACCAGGGUCGCUGAGGCGCCGUAGCGGUCGUAACAGUACCAAAUCCAGGCGGAGCGCAGCCAUUGCCCGUGAGCGUUGCGACAGUCUUCCAUCACGAAACCGAACAACCAGUGAAACCAGUACCCACCAGCAGCAGCUGAUCAUGAACAGCGGAGGAAUGCCUCCGCCGAGGACGAUCCCGUCGGCUAGCUUUAACCGGCCGCAAUCGAUGAUCGUUAACCGCCAGAGCCACAGCCAUAGUCCUCCGGUGCAUUCGUCGCCGCUGAGCCCUCCGUCCGGUGCAUGCUCAACCGGAAGCGAUGGGUCCUCGUUCAGCAUCGACGAACCGGACAGCUACAACAGUUCGCACACACCGGAUGAGGGCAAUGGCUUUCCCAAGGUCAUUAAUCAUCUCAGCUCAGGUUGUUCCAUUCCAGAGGAAAAUUCCGAAGAGUACAUCAACAACUACGGAAAAGUUCCUCUCAGGCCCCAGCAUCGUUCCAUGGAUGAAUUCGUUAGCCACUUAAGGCACAGUUAUAAUUCACUAUCGCUUCCAACAUCGCAGGCGAUCAGAAGGGGCAGCCCGGCACCACCGGCAAACAUUGUCGACAACAGCAGCAGCAGCAACUACAUGGAGAUGUGCAGUCCGUGCGGUAGCUCGCCGGGUGACCCGUCCGGCAACAGUGGCUACAUCCCGAUGUCGCCGAGUACCGACUUUCCCAGAGGCUUGUACAGUUCCAGUGCACACUCGCGUACCUCCAGUCUGGCGGAGGAUACCGUCGACGCAUAUGUUCCUAUGGCGGCACCAGGCCACAACACGGAAGAGUACGUGGACAUGGACCCGUCGCACAACAGCAGUAGCAACCGCACGCUGGCAGCGGCAACGACGGCCAGCCAGGCUGCUACAACCGCCGGCGGCAACGGUAACAUCAGUUCGGCAGCUUCGAGCUGUAGCAUUACGUCCGGUACCCCUUCGACGGAUAUGCGAUUCUCCGGGUACCACCUGGACAAGGUUGAGGCCCGGUUUACACCGAGCGAAGACGAUGAGAUGGAGCGGCCGUUGCGAACGUACUCGGUGGGUAGUCGACUGGAGCAUAACAAGAGGAAGCUGCGUGUGGAUAUGCUUAGCUCGGAGGGUUCUUCGAAUUCGCGAGUGCGAGCUUUCUCUGUUGGGUCAAGGGCAAAGGUUCCACGUUCGGAUGUGUAUAAGGGAAGCGGUGCACCGAUUACUGCGCCACUUCUAUCGGCGGGUAGUUCUGGAAGCUUGCAGGAAACUAGCAGCAACAGCGGAAGCAUCACCAAUUGCGCUCCAUUGGCCAGCACAAACGCCAGGGGUUCGAACUCCAGCAUGAACGAAGGCAGAACGGGCAAGAAGUCAUCCAGUGCUCCAACAUUGGCUGCAAAGCCGCACGGAUCGUUCGAUCCUAUAAUGGAUGAUCUAAUGGAGAUUGAUUACAGUGCUCCACAGUUCCAUGGGGAACCAACCGCUAGCAGUAGUACGCCUCAGAAAACUUCCGGCAUGGAGGACUACAUGGAAAUGACGGCCGGGGGAGGGAAUAAGAGAAAUACCGGUUACGUUGAGAUGAAGCCGGGACAUAUUCCGCCGGUGAAUACGAGUUCACAUGAGAACAGCGACUAUUUGGAUAUGCGGCCAGGAACCGGGUACGAACCGAACCCGUCGACGAAAAGCAAAAGCUCUCCGAUUAAGAUUAAUUCACCGAAGAAAUUUAGCGGUGGUGGGAAUAAUAACAACAACUACCUGGAAAUGUCCCCGCGAAUGAUGGGGACAUCAUCUUCGUCUUCCUCAUCGAUGACCAACAGGAAACCUACUGCACCUUCGGAAGAUUACCUGAACAUAAGUCCGCUGAUGAUGACCAGUGCGGGCGGCGACAGUGGAAACGAAGAGAAAAUGAUCAACGAAGAGGAAGAGGAUGAGGAGGAAGUGGUAGCACCGAGUAGUGCACCGGAUGUGUACAUGGAAAUGACAUGGAGCCAGCCCAAGACUAGUCUGGACAGUUCGAAACCAGUUUCCGAUGAUUAUAUCAAUAUGGAUUAUAGUCGUAAAGACGUAAGCGGAAGUUCGAGUGCACUGGACUCCCGUCUGAGUUCGAUGCCAAUAGCGAUUCAGUCGGGAAGUGCUGGACGAACAUUACAAGGGGACCUGAUGGAACCAAAGAUAGGCGGCGCUCCGUCUAAUAUUCCAAAUUACCUUCCGCUUAAUUCUUCGACGACCCGGCACCAGGGCGCGGCACAAAUAGGCUUCAGUCCAAAGCAAAACAGUUUGCGAUCACGGUGCGAUUCGAGGGAUAGCGGAAUUGUGACACCUUCCGGAAGUCAAGUAACGAUUUUUCCGUUCAGUCCGGGAAGCCCCAUCAAGUCCUUUUCCUUGGGUGUGGAAAAUCCAAGUGCGGAGGAGAGGAAAUGUUUCGUGGAUGCAACUACUGGUACCUUGCGGAUCAGCGAAACCGAUGAGGAUAACAGUGAAGAGUCGAAUGAGUUCCUAGCAGAUCAACCGCAGUCAUCACAACCUAAAGAUGCCGCGGAGAGCAGUAAGCUGGAGGAUCUAAGUCAUAACUAUGCCGAGUUGAGUAUAGGUCAGCAGCAACAACAGCAACAGACUCAGCAAAAGACUGAGAAAAGUCAUCCAAGUUCCUUCAGCAGUACCAAAAAAGCAAAUCUAAGUCUAAUUCUCACAACAUCGACUAAUACUAGAACAACGCCAACAAUAACUGCAAUGAAAUCUGCCGUGGAAUAUCCGGAUUACGUCAACUGCACGCCGGUAACGACUCCCGUGGUAACCAAACCGACCACUCCUAUGGCAGUGGAUGACCAGGCCGGGGAUUACGCUAUAAUGAAUCCAGCUAGUCUGAGGAAGCUUUCCAGCACCUCCCAGUCGGAACUGUCCUCGACUGAAAGUGGACUUCCUCCGUUGACCAAAAAGUCCAAUCAGAUUUUCAAGCCGAUAACAUCGAGUCAGGAUGAAGCAUUUCUGAAGAAACCCAGUGGCGCAUCGCCCAAACCGGCAUUCAACCGACAAUACUCGGAACGUCGAGUCCCUGGUCCAUCUGGAAUCGAUUCCUCAGGCUAUGAGAUGUUGCAGCGUACCUCCCGCCCGAACAGCGUAAACAGCGAAAAAAUCACCAACAAAUGUCCUCCAUCUGCCGGAUCCACGCGUCCCAGUUCGGCCAACAGCGACAGGCUUCCCAUCAUAUCAGCUACCUCAUCGUCCGCUUCCUCAACAUCCACAUUGUGCGAGAGCAAGAACCAAAGCCCCACGGCGUCCAGUGUGAUGAUUGCAACAACCACAACGACUACGGUGACUCCGGGCGUUCGACCGGAUUCCGUUACCUCGCUUACCGAUCCGCACAUCAUCUCGAGACCACCGUCGGUCAGCUCGGAACGAGAGCUGCACUACGCUAGUCUUGAUCUUCCACCUUGCACAAACCCUCCACCACAAUCUGCGCCAGUAGCCGGGACAUCAGCUGUUCCACCCAACAGCACCAACCGCAUGGAGGUCGAUUCCGAUGGUGCGACCGCGGCCAAUCGCCCCGGUGGACCCGACUCGCUGAACUCCAGUCCUAGUCCCAAUUCCGGAUGUACCUCGCAACAACAGACUGGUUCUGCCUUCACGUAUGCUCAAAUAGACUUUGUCCGGUCGGUUGCCCAGGCCCAGGCCCAGCAACAGUCAGUAACAAAAAGCGGCCAACAGCAACAGUAAGAGGAGAGCAAACAAAAAAACCCACAUUCUUACAUAAACACACACACUGAAAAAGAAAAAGAAACUGCCAAUCUGAAACAACAGAAACGCCCCUCCUUUCAAUCGUAAGUACUAUAUAGGUAGCGGUUAGGCUGCGUCGGGAGAUGUAAAUAUACAGCAAAGCAGGCGUAAGCUAAGCACACUACUCCUCAAUGGGAUGUUUCGGAAUUUCACUUCGAGAGGAAACUUGGGGGCUUGGCCGCCCAAAUGAAACCUGAGGAUGUUCCAAAUGUAGGUACGUUUGUGGCGACUGUUACUCAGAGGUGGCACUGAUAAAAAUUUGGAUAGAAAACGCCAAUCCAAAAUCAAUUUCAAACCAAGUACUUCCAUCGGAAAGUUUAGCCUCUAAGUUUCCGGACGAACAGAAGUUGCGAGACACCCUACUCCUCAUGUGUGGACCUUUGCAGUACUCAAACUGCAACAGCUCGGAACAGGACAGUUCUUUGUUACCGUUUAUUUUUGUACCACGAUAUCUUGAAACACAUACACACACACAUUGAGAGGGCACCGAAAAGGAGCGAGGCGGAGGCAGUAGGCGGUGGCAGUGUGUGAUCGAACCCAAGCAGAAAAGUUAGUAAAGCAGAGUGCCGCACUAGUAAUACCUAAGCAAGCAUGUCGAACGUUAUUUUUAGUAAGUGUUUAAGGAAUCACCGCCCAUCCCCGGCGCGGCGAUGGGCAGAAGAUGGAAAAUGAAACAAAAAUAUUCCAAAAAUAGUUUAAUUGCAGAUAAAAAAAAGAACAACAAAACCCCAAUAGAGUUACACACAAAUAAAAACAGAGAAGAAAACAGAAGACAGGGACAGGAGCAAACAGACACACACACAUACAACAGUUGAAACACAUUGAGAUAUAAGAUGAAAUUUCAAAUGCCAAAAUAAGCUUUACUUGAUUUUCUUGUUUUUUGUUUACUUUCAUCAAAGGAUAGAAGAAAAUUACACGAUUAUAUGAAUAUAUUAAGGAACAGAAACACACACAUAAAGUUAAAGAAAAACUCUAGCUUGUAAGUAAAUUAAUUGAGGGUAAUGUGUAAGUUUAGACUAAUGUAGUAACGGGAGGAAUGAGAAACUAUAGAAAACUUUAUUUUUUAUUAAGAAAAAAUCAACUUUUUAGACGAUAAGCAGGAUAGAUUUAGUCGAAAAAAGUAUAACUUAUACAAGUUUAAGUUUCUGAUGUUUUUUUCUUCUGUUAUCGGGACGAAUAUGGGGGGUCAUAGAGAAGGGGGGGGCUACAAAUUCGACUUGAAACUAUUACAAACCAAUCGUUCAUGUUCUUGGCUACGAAAGUAACUCCGUUGACUUCUAACCACUCCAGGGUAGCAUUUGAAUAGUGGCACGAGGCAAGAUCCGGUCAGAAGAUCGUUAGGGUCCUCAUGUUGCUUCGCCAGAGAAAAUAGACGCUCCUGUAUAUACACAUUGAGAUAGAUCUCCAUUUAAGUCCCGGUAGACACGAACGGUGCACUCCGUUUGUUACAUGAGCAGAUCGCUUACGAAAUCCAGCGAUUUCUUAGCAGAAUUGGAAAGUUUUUGACAAGUUCUGCUAGCUUACCUACAUCAAUCUUGUGAUAGAUGGCGAAGAACAGUUGUCGCGGAAGCUGCCAGAAGCCCGCCUUGACGUUAGUCUCAUCAUCCCGUGUUGACGCCAUUUUUUUUUUUAAUUUUCGAAGAACUGACAUUGAUCGCUAUCGUUGCAGCUAAUAUGAUAUUUUGGGGUUUUAUCCAAAAUCCAAGCUUUUUAUAGACUAACCUACACUAGUUAUUUUGUAGGGGGUUGUUGGGCAAGAUGGCCACCCUAAGCUUAGGCGCCUUGGAAGCAUACACUUUCAUUAGAAUAUGGUAAUUUAACACCCAUUCCCUUUGUUUCAUGUCUCUUCUAUCUUCUUAACACAAAAAAACAUUUUAUUUUGCACUACGAAUGUAAAAUUAAUUCAUUUGAAAAAUGCUACUUUCGACAUAGAAUUUUUGCCAUAUGGGGCAAGAUGGCCACAGAGCUAAAAUUUUACAAUUAGUGUGCUUCAAUCCCUAAGCAACGUUCAAUAAACCAAGGUCGAAUCAUCCACAACGCUUUGCCUACAGAUGGUGUGGUACAUAUUUGCCAACAUUGUCUUUAUGAUAAUGUUUGAAAUAAAACUGAGGAAUUUCUUUGAAAAUACUACUACUACUACUACUUUCUAAAAUAUCAUCCUGACAAGUUUUCUCGAAAUCAUUUCAGGGCGACAAGUUUCUCGAAAUCAUUUCAGGGGCUCCUACUAGAUUUUUUCAUUGAUUUUUCCCGGGAUUUCAUCCGGAAUUCCUCUCGAGAUUCUUUCAGGGAUUCUUCCCGGUAUUUCCCUUACGAUUCCUUCAGAAAUUCUCUCAUUAAGGAACUCCUCGUGAAUUCUUCCCGGCACACGUCCAGGAUUAUUUCAAGAUUCCUCCCUAGCCUUCUUUAGGACUUACUUCCGGGAUUCCUUGAUUGAUUGUCCUCGGAUUUUCCUUUAGGAAUUUCUCUUGAGGUUCCUUCAGAGAUUUCUCCCGAGAAUAAUUCAGAAAAUCUUCCCGAGAUUGUUUUGGAGAUCUUUUCUGGGAUGAUUUCAGAGCUUUCUCUCGGAACUCCUAGAGCGAUUUCUCCCGGGCAUGCUUCAGGGAUUCCUACAAUUUUCUUUCGUGGUUCCUUUUGGGAUUCCUCCGGGAUUUCUCCAGCGAUGCUGUAGGAAUUCCCUACGGGAUUCCUACUAUGACUCCUUCUUGAAUUUCUCUUGGGAUUCCUCCCGAGAUUCUUUCAAAGAUUUCUCCAGAAUUUCUUCUGGGAUUCGUUCAAGAUGAAACAUCAAGAAAUCCCACUGCAAGUUUUCAUACAAACUUUAGAGGCACAAAUCUGACGUACAAAGCAUCGAACCAAGCCGCACUUGUUUUUCCUGGCUCUGCUCACUUGCAAAAAGAGGCAGCUUUUACAAAUCGAGAGCAUUUGUUUGCGAAUUUUCAAGAUUAGUGCUCUUGCGAACGUGAGUAGGGGACCAAGUCGGCCAUUGUGGCAGCCAUGUUUGUAUUUUCUGAAGAUUCUCCUUAAGGAUUAAUCCAAAUUUUUUUUUUCAGGAAUUUCUCUUCGAAUUUUUUGAGGAAUUUCUUCCUGUUUUCCUCCUAGGUUUUCUAUUUCUGCCGGGAUUUUUCCCACGACUGGAUUCCUCCAGAUAGCUUUUUUAGUAUUUCUGCAAGAAUUGCUCCAAUUUGGGGGGGGGGGGGGGGGGUUGGUUUUGAUGGAAGUCUGUUAUACAUAUUGCAAUGGACCUUGUAAGGGGAAUUGAUAAAAAGAAAUGCAACAUUUUUCACAAAUUCAAUUUUAGAUAGUUGCCAUUUUGGAAAUCACCUUCAUUGAAGUUGUUGCUCUUUUGCUAUUGCUGUCUUGUGCUAUGGUAUUCUACAGGAAGCAACAGAGUAGCAAAAGUGUGCUCCCCAUAACCAACAACUCCUUGUUCAAAUAAUUAUUCAUUGGCCAUCAGAUCGUCCCGAUACGGAAGGAAAAAAUCGGAACACAAUGGUAAAAAAGAAAAAUAUCUAUACAGUAGAUCUAAGUGAAGUAAAAGAUAAGGUCGAAACCUCUAAAACUAUUCAUAUUCAUAUAUACAAAAAAAAUAAAAGAAAAACAACAUCCAAACAGCAACAUUCACACAAACAUAAACAUGCACACAUUCACCUAACCAACAGUUUCAAUCAGAGUGAAGAGAACGUUACUCUUUUUCUAAGUAAACUUCAAAAUGCAGUACCAAAAAAAGGAUUGCGUUGAUCAGGAUCCAAUUCUUAGGGAUACGUUCAAGUAUUGUAGAAAUUUAAAAAACGAUCCUAUCGCAGCAAAAUCUCCUCGCAUUCGACGGAAACCAGAAUUCUGUUUUUAAAGUACUGCAAAUUGUAAACACAUUCUUCAAUGUCGUGAAGUCACUCGACAAACAAAAAAACACGAAACAAAUCAUAGUCAAAAUAUACAACUGUAACUGAUGUUUUGUUUACGAGACUUACAAUGCUGAGUUUUCAGAGGAUGCAUGCCGCACUAAAGCAUAAGGACAACAACUGACAACGAUUACCAAUACAUACGAUGACGAUUACACAUGAAGACACAAAUGAAAUCGAACCUUCGUUACUCAAUUGAAUCCUUGGUAGUUUUUUUUUGUCACCGAAAGUAACAUAAAAUCCAGCUUUGUAUCUUUUUCCCGGAGUACGUCAAAAAGAUAUUUAAGCCAGUUUGAAUCAGUCUCUAGCUUAGUUAACUUCUUUUAGUGUUUAGGACAUUUAAAGCUCUUGUGUUGGUGUUCAUUGUUUGCAUUGCCUUUAUUUGGUUUUUUGUUAUUUUUUCUUAAUAAAAUUGUAUACGCACUUGUUUUUUCAAAAAAAUAUUUUUUUUACUUUGUUGUAAUGUUAUCAUCAGACGACUUUUAUCUAAGUUAGUUUUGCGUAUAAUUAUUUAAUUUUUAUUUUUUAUUUCUGAUUCCAAAAAAAUGUAUCGCAAUGAGUUUUUUUUUAGUUUUGCUUGGCACGAACACGUUCUAAUACAUCAGAUUUUAUUUUACUUUCUUCAGAAUUUACCGCGAGUGUCCUUUUUCAGUAAAUUCUGAAUUACAGGACGUUACUUGUUACUUCUUUUGCCAAUCAUAUGCCUAAUUUUGCUUACCAAAAGUCAAGCAACUGAAUUUAGUAGAGAAGCGAAGGUACCUCUUCAGCGAAUAAAUCAUUUCCAACGUACACGAGAGUUCCACACUAAAGACUAUCAUUUUAGAAACAACUUCCAUUUCGAACACAAAUCGAGCAAACACACUCACACACGCAAACGAACGCGAACGUAUUUUGACUCAGAUGGAGAACUACACAGAACGCAAUGGAACCUUUAGACUAAACGAUGAAUCAACAUCGCAAAAAAGAAGAAAACAGAAAAAAACAUCAUCAUUUCAUUCACAAAAUCAGAAGUAAAAAAAAACAAGUAAAAAUAAUAAGAAGAGAACAUGUUUGUAAGACACAGUAGGCUAAUUUUAGGCAAUUUUUUGGUACAUUUGGACAUAAGGAAAGGAAAAUAUAAGGAAGAUUUCCCAAGUAAAAAAAAUGGUAAAAAAAAACAACUUCAUAGAUCGUAUAUUUGUGUCAAUCAAAAUUGACUAUAAAAUUAGAAAUAAUGUCAACCGAAAUUACUGUAAGACAGCCAGUUCUGGUCCGUUGUAGGUCAGGUGAAACUAAACGCAUGUAUCGACUUGUUUUCUGUUCAGUUUUUCUUUUCGUUUUCGACGUUUUGGCAAACUUGAGUGAGUUAACUUCCUCAAAGUAACAAAAUGAAAAACAACAAAAAAAUAGAUAACUGAAUAUGUCUCAUUGAGGGUGCACCACGCUGGAAGCAUCGACUUCAAAAACAACAACAACAGCAAACAGCAGUACCAUAAGUGCACGUUUGUUUGGAAUGAAGAAUAUGAAUACUUGUGUUGAAAUCCCAAGGUAGGAAUGCUCUUAGAUGUAAAAGUGGUAUUUUUAAGUAUGCUGGACAAAACAACACACAGAGACGAAAACAAAAUGAAUACAGCAAACCUCUAUUCUACCCCGUUACAAUACCAAUAGUUGACAACAAGAGCGAGGAAAAAUACACUUAAACACUAAAAAACAAAAAUACAAGAGAAACGAUAACAAGAAGAGAAUUAAACCGGAAACACUGUGUUCAAUUUACGACUCUGAAUUCAUACAUUGAUAUUGAUCAGCUUUACUUUUAUUGUAACAGAUAAAAUAAAAGAAAAUGCAAAAUAUAUUACAAAAAA